GUUCAUUGUAUUCAUACAAUUCUCAAAACCAAAGAUUAGAGAAUAAUUCAGUCGAUUGUGUUUAGAGAGCGGCUGAAAGUGCUUUCUUCAAAGUGAUUAUCACAACACGUUUGCCAACAAAUUGCUAUUUAUUUAUAUUAUAAACAAGGAAAUCUAAUUUACAUUUUAGGCAUUCAAUUGAAGCUUUCUAUUCAAUUAUCGCAUAUAAUGUUCAAAACCAAGAAAAUCGAUGAAUUCGGCGGACAGACAGGUAAUGACGAGCAGAGCGAAGACGUGGUGAUCACUGAAGAGAAGAUCAUUGGCGACGACGGCGUCGAGAGGACUAUCAUCAAGAAGACGACGACCAGACGUACGGUUCAGACCCAGAAUGUGACCCAAGGGGCCAGAGUUACCACAGUUAAGAGGUCGGUCACCAACAGUGAUGGCCAACUGGUGACAGAAGAGUUCAAAGACUUUAAGGACUUAAGUUUAGGCGACCACAAGAAGCUGCCGAUUGAGAACCGAAAGUCGAGAUCCGGUUCGACAUCGUCUUCCUCCUCAUCGGACGACGGCAUCAAACAAAGGAUUAAAUCGUUUUUCGGUGGAAAUAAGGAUAAGAAAGACAAGAAGGAGAAACACACGGCUAUUAAAGAUAAAUCGGAGCCGUCGUCGCCCACCGGAUCUGCUGGCGAACCGCCAUCGCAUCCAACCGAUGACGACAAAGAGUUUGCUGAGGAGUGCCUCAAAUGGCAUAACCAUUACCGGCAGAAACACGGCGUGAAGCCUCUUAAACUGUCUGAUAAACUGUGCGAUUAUGCGAGGGAAUGGGCCCUACAAAUAGCAACGAGGGACACACUCGAGCACCGGCCACAUAAUACUUAUGGCGAGAAUAUAUUCAUGAAGUGGUCGUCUAAUCCUAAUUUCAAGAUCGCAGGUAGGGAUCCGGUGGACAACUGGUACGCCGAGAUCAAAGACCACACAUUUGGCAGAGAGCCCACUUCAUUAGCAUCCGGUACAUCUACUAGCGUACUUGCCUAGCUUUUUAAUUCACUAAACGAAUAUUUACUUAAGUAUUAAACACAUAAAAAACUAAUCAAAUCUUUUUUGUCAUAAGUGUUGCUCUCUCUCCUUC
Oppiella nova is the source of this 1111-nucleotide messenger RNA. The record is from the annotation of a GenBank genome assembly. NCBI's taxonomy places the organism in Eukaryota, Metazoa, Arthropoda, Arachnida, Sarcoptiformes, Oppiidae.